CCGGGCACCAGUAAGAUUCAAACUCAUAAUAACAUCAAGCCAAACUCCUCACAAAAUAUAUAUGGUGAAUACUUUACUAGUACUACCAAUGCUCUACUUCUUAGAAGGUUGCAUGAUUGAUGUUGAAUCUCCAACACUAAACAUGUUCAAUGAAUGCAUCACAAUAAUCUCCAUGCUCAUGUAGGCUCAAAUUAUGUGUACGUGCAGCGAAAUGGGUUUCCAAAUAAAAAGGAGUAUUGUGAUCGAGAGAUUCUUGUGUGGCUUGUUACUGGGUGUCUUAAUGGUAGGUCACGGUACUGACACUGAUGUAUUCUGUUUAAGUUCCAUUAAGGAAUCCUUGGAAGACCCGCAUGAUUACUUUUCCAGUUGGAAGUUCAACGACGUAAACAUAUGUGUAUUUGUUGGUGUUGAAUGCUGGCAACAUGGGGAGAAUAAAGUGCUAAAUCUCAACCUCACAAACAUGGGUCUGAAGGGUGAGUUUCCACGAGGCCUUAGGGGUUGCUCUUCGUUGGUAGGCUUAGACCUUUCACACAACGAGCUCACAGGACCCAUCCCAUCUGAUAUAUCCACAUUACUCCCUUAUGCUACUUCCAUUGACCUCUCAAAUAACAAGUUUAAUGGGGAAAUUCCACCAAGUUUGGCUAACUGCAGUUACCUGAAUUCUCUUAGACUUGAUAACAACAUGUUAAGCGGUCAUAUCCCACAAGAACUUGGGCAGCUUCAAAGGAUUAGAAACAUUUCUUUUGCCAACAAUAAUUUAUCAGGGCCGUUGCCUUUGUUCCGGGAUGGCGUGACUAGUGCUGAAGCUUAUGCGAAUAAUACCCAACUUUGUGGAGGGCCUUUGCCACCCUGCUCAAGCGAUGAUUUCCCUCAAUCAUUCAAGGAUGGCCUUGUUGUUGGCUAUGCUUUUUCGCUGACUUCUUCAAUUUUCCUUUAUAUGUUCCUCUGUAAACCUUGGCAUCAGUCAAAGCAUAAAAGAAACAACAACCACUGGAAUAAGGUUAAAGAAAUCGGCAAAUAUAUUUGUUCCAUCUCAGGGAGGAAGACACCUUCUGAAGCUGACCCCACACACCAAUUUCAAGCUCUGCACUUGCAGGAUAAAGCUAUGAAAGAGAUCUCUCUAGUAAUGGAAAGAAUGAAGUCCACGAUGAGUUUGACCGAAAUCAAAGAUGCAACAGACUGCUUUUCAUUAGAAAAUGCCAUUGGGAUGGGGAAAAUUGGAAUAAUGUAUGAGGGAAGGCUAACUGAUGGUUCGAACCUUGCCAUUAAGAGGCUUUUUGGUUCUAAACAAUUUAAGAAGGAAUUUCUUUUGGAAAUAAGAAUUCUGGGUAAGUACAAACACAAAAAUAUAGUUCCCCUGCUUGGAUUCUGUGUAGAAAGAAAUGAGAGGAUUCUGGUAUACCAACACAUGCCAAAUGGAAGGCUUUCAAAAUGGUUGCAUCCUUUAGAAAGUGAAGUUACAAGAUUGAAUUGGCCUCAGAGGAUCAAAAUAGCUCUUGGGGUAGCAAGAGGCUUAUCCUGGCUCCAUUAUACCUGCAAUUUGCAUGUUGUGCAUCGUAAUAUAAGUUCGGAGUGUGUCUUGCUAGAUAAGAAUUUUGAACCCAAAAUAUCCAAUUUUGGAAAGGCCAAGUUUAUGAAUCCCAACAUUGAGGAUGGUGCAAGCACGAUAUUUUAUGUAAGUGAUGGGAAGAAGGAUGUCUAUGAUUUUGGUAGUUUGAUUUUUGAGCUAAUCACAGGGAAAACAUUUAACGAGUUGUCGCGUUCAUCAUACAAUGCUACUAACCUGUCUGGCAACCCAUCGAAUUUUUAUGAUGCAAUUGAGGAAUCUCUCAUUGGGGAAGGUUUUGAAAAUGAGGUCUACACUCUCAUCAAAGUUGCAUGUAAGUGUGUUAAGCCUUUCCCAGAUGAAAGACCAACGAUGCUUGAAGUUUAUAACUAUAUGAUCGAUAUAUGGGGAGAGCGACGUAGAAUAAGUGAUGGUUCUGACACACUCAACGUAUCUAGUUCUUCUACUAGUGUAGAUGAAAUUGUUGAGCUAUAAAGGAAUUCAACAGGCAUACUCAUCUAACAUUCAAGAGUGUGUCUCCUUUUAUAUACUGAGAUGUGAAGUUUCAUAUAUAUUGCUUUUUUUCACUACUCUAGAAACUUGUUUCAUGGUGUGUCUCCUUCGGUAUUCAUCUAAGUGUGACUAUCCUGUUAAAUUUAAAAUUUCAUCUUGUAAUAUUCAUCGCAUUAUCUUUUACCUUUUAAGUCAUGACUCUACUUUAA
Molecule: messenger RNA, 2268 nt
Organism: Glycine soja
Lineage: Eukaryota; Viridiplantae; Streptophyta; Magnoliopsida; Fabales; Fabaceae
Product: probably inactive leucine-rich repeat receptor-like protein kinase At5g48380
Exons: 2
Coding region: 194-2041 (615 amino acids)
Biological process (GO): protein phosphorylation
Molecular function (GO): protein binding; protein kinase activity; ATP binding
Source: RefSeq, a predicted model, not a curated record